This is a messenger RNA of Chlorella variabilis, 3504 nucleotides long. RefSeq lists its product as hypothetical. The transcript has 30 exons. Gene Ontology annotation, biological process: proteolysis. Gene Ontology annotation, molecular function: protein binding; serine-type endopeptidase activity. The coding region runs from base 1 to 3270 and encodes 1089 amino acids. NCBI's taxonomy places the organism in Eukaryota, Viridiplantae, Chlorophyta, Trebouxiophyceae, Chlorellales, Chlorellaceae. The record is from RefSeq and is a predicted model, not a curated record.
AUGCAGGUGGCCAGCGAUGCGUGGAAGACAACCCUGGAUGCGGUGGUGCCGGCGGUGGUCGUUCUCAAGGUGACACAGACGCGCGCUUUUGACACCGAGUCGGCCGGCUCAAGCUAUGCGACGGGCUUUGUGGUGGACAAGGCACGAGGACUGAUCCUGACCAACCGCCACGUUGUCACACCAGGACCCGUGGUGGCGGAAGCCAUCUUCCUGAACCGAGAAGAAGUGCCCGUGCAGCCUCUGUACUACGACCCGGUGCACGACUUUGGGUUCAUGCGCUUUGAUCCGGGGCGGCUGCAGUUCAUGAAGGCCGGCGAGAUACCGCUGGCGCCGGAUGCGGCGGCUGUGGGCCUCGACAUUAGGGUGGUCGGCAACGACUCGGGGGAGAAGCUGUCCAUAUUGAGUGGCACACUGGCGCGCCUGGAUCGGGAUGCUCCGCACUAUAGCAGACGGGGCUUCAACGACUUCAAUCAAUUCUAUAUUCAGGCUGCCUCGGGCACCAAGGGCGGCAGCAGUGGGUCACCGGUGGUCAACAUCAAGGGGCAGGCGGUGGGGCUGAAUGCGGGCGGCAAGAACAAGGCGGCGUCGGCAUACUACCUGCCGCUGCACCGCAUCGUGCGUGCGCUGCACCUGCUGCAGGCGUGCCACCAGCCCGACGGCUCCUGGGCCCAGCCAGCCAUCCCACGCGGCGACCUGCAAGCGACGCUUGUUUUCAAAGGUUACGAUGAGGUGCGGCGGCUGGGCCUGCGUACGGAGACGGAGGCGGCAGUGCGAGCGUCCAAGCAGCAGCACGAGGGUGAUGGUGCUCUGCUGGGCGAGCGCCCUGGCAGCACGGGCAUGCUGGUGGUAGAGAGCGUGGUGCCGGCCGGCCCCGCCGAGGCCGUGCUGGAGGCGGGAGAUGUGCUGGUGCGCCUGAACGGCCAAAUCGUCACCGACUUCCUCACAAUGGAGGCGCUGCUGGACGACAAUGUUGGCGGCAGCGUGCACGUGGAGGUGGAGCGGGGGGGCAAGCCGCUGGCAGCCGACGUCCGCGUCCAGGACCUCCAGACAGUUACUCCCUGCCGCCUGCUUGACUUGGGCGGAGGCGCGGUGAACGAGCUCAGCUACCAGCAGGCGCGCAACAACCGCGCGGCUGUGGGCCAGGUCUAUGUCGCUGAGUCAGGCUACCUGCUGGGCAAGGCGGGGGUGCCCAAAUAUGCCAUCAUCACCUCGCUGGCUGGAACCCCCACCCCAGACCUAGAUGCCUUUGUCGAGGCACUUAAAGGCCUGCGCCAUGGCCAGCGCGUGCCGCUCGAGUUCUUCACCUUUGGGGAGCGGCACCGCCGCAAGAGCACCAUCCUGCACGUCAACUGGAGCUGGUAUGGCCCACCCAAGGUGUGGACUCGCAACAACGCGGCCGGCAUCUGGGACUGCCUGGUGGAGAUGCCGCAUAGCCUAGCUGCGGCUGGGCCAAAGGCAGGGGAAGCAGGAGAGGCAUGUGAUGUCGCCGCCGCCAAUGGCACGCCACCAGCAGCAGGCGGAUCAGCAUCCAAGCGUCCACCGCUGCACCCUGGGGCUGCCAGCGGCACCACAGCAGGGCCCGCGGCAGCCAGCCCUGCCAAGGCAGGCGCAGCAGGGGCCAGCAUCCCGCGCAAGCGAUCCGUGCCAUCCAUCCCCCAGCACGAGGACAUCGAGAAGCAGCAGCCGGGCGUGACGGCGCAGGCAGACGACUCACGGCUGCUGGGCAGCCCUGCUGCGGAGGCAGCAAUGGCAGCGGGCAUGGGCGCGGCGGCUGGCGAGGCGCCUGCAGACCAAGCUGAGGCCGCCAACAUGUGGCGUUCGAUGUUGGAGGAGCAACUGCGGUGUGGCCUGGUGCUAGUCGAUGUGGAGAUCCCGCUGGUGGCCCUGGCAGAUGGCGUGCACUCCCGCUCCUUUUCGGGGUGCGGCGUGAUUGUGCACCAGUCUGAGUCGCUGGGGCUCGUGCUUGUGGACCGCAACACAGUUACGGUGGGCCCCGGCGACGUGAUGCUUAGCUUUGGCGCCUUCCCCGCCGAGGUGCCCGCCCGCGUGCGCUUCCUGCACCCCCUGCACAACUUCAGCAUCUGCUCCUACGACCCGCGCCAGUUGUCAGAGGAGGCCCGCCGCCUGAUUCGCCCGCUGCACCUGGCGCCCUCCCCGCCGCUACGCCGCUGCGAUGCCGUGGAGCUGGUCUGCCUGUCUAAGAGCCUGCGCAUCCUGCACCGCACCAGCAGCGUGACCAACCCCGCCAUGUCAGUCCUGAUACACAAGGCGGAGGUGCCGCGCUUCAGGGCGGUGCACGAGGAAGUGGUGAAGUUAGAUCAGGACUUUGGUAUCGCGUACUCGGGCGUGCUGUGCGAUCGCUCAGGCGGCGUGCGUGCUCUGUGGGGCUCCUACUCCGAGCAGCUGAAUAAGGAGGAGCAGGAGUGGACGGCAGGUGGGUCAACAUGUGCAUGCGAGCCAGCCAGGCUGGACGGCAGCGGCAGCGACGCAAGCGGCGGUGGGGGUUUGGAGGCGACCGUGCCUCUGCCACCGCCACCGGUGGUGACGCUGGAUGCGGAACUGGAGCCAUUGCUGCUGUCCAAGGCUGCUCAGUUUGGUCUGCCCACUGAGUGGGUGAGCCGCCUGGUGCGCCUUGACCCAGAGCGCCGCCAGGUGCUGCGCGUCCACUCCCGUGUGGCAGGCAGCCAUGCGCAGGAGGUGCUGUGUGACGCUGACAUGGUGCUGGCCAUCAGCGGCCAGCCUGUCAGCUCCUAUAACGAUGUGGAGCGCAUCAUUGCCGAGGCAGCAGCAGCAGCCGCUCAGCUGCCAGAGGUGCAGCUGACAAUAUUCCGAGACUCUGCGGUGCAGGAGGUGACAGUCAGGCUGGGCGGCGAGGACGGGCUGGGCACCAAUCGGAUGGUGCACUGGUGCGGCGCACAGCUGCAGUACCCUCACCGCGGCGUGCGCGAGCUAGGCUUCCUGCCCGAGAGGCACGGCGUGUACAUCAGCCGCUGGCACCACGGCAGCCCCGCCCACCGCUACGGCCUGUACGCCCUGCACUGCGUGUCGGAGGUGAACGGGCAGCCCACCCCGGACCUGGACGCCUUCAUCUCGGUGGUGCGCCAGCUGCCCGAUGGCGCCGACGUGCGCGUGCGCCUGGUGCACUUUGAGAGCAACAAGAGCAAGGUGCUGACUCUCAAGACAGACCACAGAUACUGGCCCACCUGGCAGCUGGUGCUAGACUCCGUGACCGCGGAGUGGACGCGGGAGCCCAUCAGCAGUCCCAUCUGAAGCUGGCCGCCCUGUGACCCGCGCCGCGACUCGGCUGAAAACAUUUUCUAUGCCUCAGGCCACUCAGGACUGCAACAUGGCAAUUUUCCAAGGGCCAAGUGCUUUGCAUCGCACGCUAACCGGAUGGCAACAGCCGGCAACAGCCGGGAUUUAUGCUGUCACCACUGGUGGCGGUGCUUACUUGCAAAACAAACAGGUGCAGCUGCAUGUCUGAUGUAAAUCGACUGCAUUUUG